UCGUGUCGGAACGUGGCGCUACGUUCUUCUGCUCAAGGAUACGCGAAAGUCCAAUCCGCUGGAGGAGCAAAACGCGGCGCAUCGAACCCACAAAACAAGCAAGCAAGCCAAACGUAAAAAAAAAGAAAUGAAGCAAAAGCACAACUGAUUCGGUCGAGUGUGCCUGUGCGAGAGUGUGUGAGUGCCGGAGUAUCUGUGUGAGUGGAUCGGUCCUGUGCUGUUUGGGCCAUUUAAUUUUAUUAGCGCUCCGCUAUGCGUCAUGAAAAUUGCGGGCAAAACACAGAAAUACAACAAUAAAUGAAAAAUUAAAUAUUAAUUAAAUUUUGCAUACGAAUCGAGCGGCGAGCGUUGCGAUUCCGCUGAUUGAAAUGUUAAAUAGAUAUUAAAAAUUAAUGGUGUAUUUCGGCCACACACACAGUCGUCGGUGUCCUUCUGCCGGAAAAGUCAGACUGAGCCGUGGCCCCGCAUACAAACGUACACAUCCUUACAACUACGUGUAUUGGCAUCUUGGCCAGCGGGAGUGCGUGUAUAUGACUUUAUUAAACUUGUAAGUGCCCAACUCGCGCGACCUUUUUCACAUUGUUUGUGGACUUUUCGACUGCUCCAGAUUUGCCAGCCAUUUGUUGUUGCACUUAUCGCGAUUGCCGCACGGAUUUCACCACCUGCAACCUGCCACCUGCCACCUGCCACCUGCAACGAAAAAAAAUUGAAAUCGGAAAAACAAUGCAACGAUUCGAGAACCUCGCACACUUCAGUCCAAGGCAACGGCAGCAACAUCGACGGCAGCAAAAUCAACAGCAGCAGCAAAAGCAAAAAGUUGUGCCCCGGGCAAAAAUUGAAAAUGAAACAACUUAAUUAGUAGUGGCCGGAGUCGAGAGCAAAAAGCCGCGCACUCCCAGAAUUCCGAAUCAGCCCAGCUGGAGGAAGUGGAGAAAGUGUAGGAGAAAGCCAGAGGUUCGGCGAAAUUUAGGUAAUACUUCUUCGAAGGAGCCAGCAGCUUCGAUAAAAGUGCUCGCGUGAGCGCACUUUUUUGGAGAAAAUUAAAUUGAAAACAGCAUCAGCGCAGAGGCGGUAAACACUCUGAAAUACGAUUCGAGCCUGCAUAUAAAUUGCUACACUUUACACAAUGGAUUUUCCAGCGAAAAGGACUUCCACAAUGCCCCUAACAACUUCCUACAACGCCAACAUCAGACGAAGCUGCAUGGCUUUGUUCACGCUCUUCCUGUUCGCGGCACACAUCAGUCUAACUUCCGGUCAAAUCGAUUGGGACGACGACGAUGAUCCAGUUUCAACAGUGUCCGUGGAGGCCGUUCUGGGACGAACCGCAUCCUUGCCGUGCGACAUCGAGCCGGAGGCGAAGGACGACCGGGUGUACAUGGUGCUCUGGUUCCGUGAGAGCGCCGGAAAGCCACUUUACAGCUUCGAUGUCCGGGGACGACCCUUCGAGAAGGCGCUCUACUGGUCGGACACCAACUCAUUUGGGCCACGUGCGUACUUCGUCACCGGACAGCAGCCGGCCAAGUUAUCGGUGGACAACAUCCAACUGGACGACGAGGGCGUUUAUCGCUGCCGCGUCGACUUUCAGAACUCGCCCACGCGUAAUCAUAGAAUUAACUUAACGGUUAUUGUUCCUCCGCAUCAGAUACUCGUGUACGAUGCCUCCGGACGCGAUGUUGCCGGAGCUGUGGGUCCAUUGCUCGAGGGCGAUAAUAUUGUGUUGACAUGUGAAGUGCGUGGCGGUCGUCCGGAGCCGACGGUGACCUGGCUGAACGGAACUCGGACCCUGGAGGCGGGCAGCGGAGUCUCGAUGGGCCGCCAUGUGACCGUGAACCGGCUGGAGGUGGCCCAAAUCUCGCGCUCCGCCCUGAACAACACGUACCGCUGCCAGGCGUCCAACACGAAGUUGGUGGCACCCGUGGAGCGCAGCAUCCGCAUCGAGAUGUUACUCAAACCGACGUCAGUCAAUUUAACCAAUAAGCUGAAAGUCUUCGCCUCGAACACGCAGUACAAUCUCACCUGUAUUGUGGCCGGCUCUGUUCCGGACACGGAAAUCAAAUGGACGCAGAAUAAUCGGCCCUUCAAACGUGGCCUGUUGUCGACGAACCAGGGCAACGGCAGAGUCAUAUCCACACUGACAUUCUAUCCACAGCCGGAGGACGAUGGCACCAUGCUCAAGUGCGAGGGCUCCAACCCACGGCUCCAGAACUCGGCCAUCGAGGACUCGCUCAUGAUGAAUGUCAUCUAUCCGCCGCAGGUCACCUUGUCGCUGGGCUCCACACUGCGUCCGGACGACAUCAAGGAGGGCGACGACGUCUACUUCGAGUGCCACAUCAAGUCCAAUCCCAAGGAGCAUCGCAUCAUGUGGUCGCACGACGGACAACCGGUCACCCAGAAUGUAUCCUGGGGCAUCAUCAUCUCCACCCGCUCCCUGGUCCUCCAGCGAGUGGGACGCAUCCACUCCGGGUUCUACGCCUGCUCGGCGGCCAAUGACCGCGGGGAAACUCAGUCCGCUCCGGUCAACUUGAGGAUUCGAUAUGCGCCAGUCUGCAGCAGCAGCUCCAUCACCGUGAUUGGAGCUUCCUUGGAGGAGGCGGUGCCCAUCCCGUGUCGCGUCAACUCGGAUCCGCCCGAAAUCGACUUCGAAUGGACCUUCUCCACCAGCGGCGAGCACUUCGAGGUGCCCUCGGGUCACUACGCCACCAUCCAGGACCCCACCAUGACCACCACCAGCGAUGUGAGGCGCACUGUCGUCGAGUCCAACGAGACGCACUUCGAGAGCUACGUGGAAACCGUCAGCGAGCUGAUCUACACGCCCAAAGGCGAACGGGACUACGGAACAUUGGCCUGUUACGGCCGUAAUGCCAUCGGAAAGCAGUCGGAUCCGUGUGUGUUCCAGGUGGUGCCAGCAGCCAAGCCGGGGGCACUGCGAAACUGUACACUCCGGCCGUAUGUGGUGACCUCCGCCUCGCUGAACUCAUCGAAUCAGACGACAAUGCAUGCCAAUCAGUUGCUGCCCACACAAUACGGCAGACACGAGUCGAAUUACCCGCACAUGGAGUACGUACGUGAGCGCCAUAACAGCAGUGGCAGCGGCAACAAUGGUAGUGCUCCUGCCACUGCCCGGAACAAUGUGGCCAAUAAAAAUAUGAGGACCGGCCAGGCCAAAUCCAAUAAUAAGCAGCUCAGUCAGCAGCAAGUACAGCGCCUCAAGAAGCGGACAUCAUUCACACCGUCGCAGACACUGGCGGCCAUCGAGCGGCAGCGCCAGAGAAAGCAGCAAUCGCAGCAGCAACAGCAGCAGCAGCAGCAACAACUCCAGGCCACUGCUGCCAUGUCCGGUAGCGAUAGCACACCUGAUGGAUCGCCCUCCAAGUCCUCCAAGUCGUCCAAGUCGUCGAAGCAGCGAAUGCGGCGUGCCAGCCGAGACCCGCAGCAACUGCAGCAGCAACAGCAACAGCAGCAACAGCAGCAGCAUGCAGCAACAUCAAUAACCAGCAGCCAGCGGAAGCAGGCAGAAUCAAAUUUAUCAACGUCGCAUCUAGGCAAAGGCAGCAGCAGCAGCAGCAGCAGGAGCAGCAGCAGCAACAUCAACAGCAAGAGUAACAAUGGCAAACAGCCAGCAAAGUAUUUUAAUAAGCGACAGAAAAACAUGCACAAACAAAAACAAAGGCAAUCGCAACAGCAAAAGCAAAAGCAACUGAAGGGAACAACAGACGAGCACAACAGCAAUAUAAUCCAUCAUUAUGCAACAUCCAGUUCGAGUUUGAGUUUGAGUUUGAGGCGAAGGAAGCGACUGGCAGCAAAUGACAUCUUGGCAACUGUGGCGGCGGCUUCCACAUCGGCAUCAUUAUCCUCCCCGCCCUCCUCUUCGGCUGCCUCAUUGGCUGCCACUGCCACGGCGGCGGUGGAAAUCGAGCAGGAUGUUGCUGCUGUUAAUACUGUUGCUGCUGCUGCGGCUGCUGCUGCCAGUGGCAGCAACAAUAAGCGGUCUCGCAAGUCCCUAACCAUCCUAGACAAACAGAAGCAGCAGCAGAAGCAGCAGCAACAGUUGCUGCCACCCAAUGCUCCGCAAAUAAGCAACCAGCCGGUAGCAGCAGCAAUUAGCGGCAACAAUGUCAGGGAAAGAGCAGCGACAUCGGCGCAAGGUGCAGUUGCAGCGGAAGUCAAGGACAAGGCGUCGUCCUCCAAGCAGGACUCCACUGGCAACGACAACGACAACGACAAUGAUGGUGAUGGUGAUGGUGAUGAGGACAACGACGACGACGACGAUGAUGACGAAGAUGGAGCAGAGAUGGAUGCUGAAACAGAGACUAAUGACGAGGAUGUGGACGAGGAUGGAGGGGCACAUGAUGACGACGCAGACCUGGAUGAAGAUGUUGCCCAGCUGGCCACCGAUGCCGAUUACUUGGCCGACGGUCCGGGCGAACUGGAGGACUACGAUACUGUGGAGGAGGACGGGGACAGGCGGGCGAAACAUGUGCACAUGCUGUCCCUGGAGGAGCAGCUGGAUCUGGAGUCGCUGGAGGACAACGUCGAGGAGGAGGAGGCCGGCGAUGAUGACGAGGGCGAGGUCGAUGAUAUGUACAAUGUUAGCGACGAUGACUUCGUUGCCAGUGUGGCUCUCUCCACAUCCGACACCACAGCCGCCACUCCGCUGCAACGGACAACAGAAGGACCUCACAUUAGGGAGCAGAAAACCAGCCAAGCCACCGACUCCGCUGCUGAUUGGCAGCUUCCUCAUUUCGACUACUCACGCAUGGAGUAUAGUUUCAGCAACGGAGUGGUCACCCAGAGUUUGCUGGGUGGCUCGGCAACUGGGCCUGCACAUGACGGCUUUGCUGGCGGCGGUACCAUAAAUUUCGACAACUACGACAACAUCAUCUACUCCACCAUGGAGCUCGAGUGCAUGCCAGGAUACGAUGGCGGACUGCAGCAGCAGUUCUUCCUGGAGGCCUACGACUCCAAGACCAAGAAGCUCCGGCUCAACAUGAGCAGCACCUACACGGAUGUGCCCGUCUUUCGGAUCGAUCUGUCAGAUCUAAUGCCCAUGGACUACUAUCCGGAUGCCCAUCCGGCCCUGCACCUGGUCGUCUACAGCGUCAAUCAGAAGGGUCGCUCGGAGCCUAUUGUCCUCGAGAAUGUGCCCAUCAAUGAGGCGGACAAGCGCUCAGAUGGCCGAAUGGGCCUGUCGAUCCUGCCCCUGGCUGCCCUCCUCGCCGGCACACUGUUCACCGUGGGCAUAGCGGUGCUAUCCGUGGUGGUCAUCGCAGUUCGCCGGCGCCGUGGCCAAGGAGCCCGCAACAUGUGCGAUGACAAGGACAAGCACCUGGGCAUGGAUGUGACGGUGACGGCGCCCCUGGAAACGGGAGCGGGCCACCAGCGCCUCGUGGUGGCCUACACCCUGAAGCAGGGCAUCGAGAAGCAGCCGGACAUAUUGAGCGCCCAGAAGAGUGCUCCAAGUGGCGGUGACGCCUCGUCACCGUUGGGAAAUCGGCCGAGUGGUUUGUUCGUCGGCGGAGGAGUUGGUGGUGGUGGUGCGGGCGGUGCAUCUGCCGCUCCCAUGACGGGCAGCACUGGUGGCCACAAAACCACGGAUUAUGAUGGCAAUGCGCCGCACCUGAACAGCCCGCCCUCGCAGUCCAGCACCUUGAAGCUGGAGAGUGAGCCGGCGGCGAGCAGUGGAAUGGUUAGUGCCCGGGGUGGAGGGAGCAAUCCACCGCUUCUGUACGACGCCAUGCCCACGCUGAGUCGCUACGAGCAGCUGGGCCUGAGCAUGGCCAGCUACUCCGCCGGAGCGGCGGGCACGGCGGGCACGGGGGGCAGCAGCAGCACCCUCAGCUCCGCCGGCAGCACGGUAAGCAAUGCGAUGGCCGCCAACGGAAAUCCAGGGCCGGGUGGCUAUGCCGCGCACCUGCAUCACACGUUGCCCCAUAACAUGGCUCCACAGCGAGGUCCGCACGAUCCGCUCUCUCUGGCCGACUACCUGACCACCAGCAGCCUCAUAGACUACGGCCUCAACAAGCCGCCCGCUGCCCACAUGACGCUGCCCAAGGGCAUGGGUCUGGGUCUGGGGAUGGGCGUGGGCGUGGGCAUGGGCGUUGGAGCAGGAGUGGGCGUGGGUCCUGGAAUGGGCAUGUCAUCCGCGAUGGCCGCCGGCACAAGCCUGUCGCCAUCGCAGCUGAACACCAUCACGCACAAGUCGGCAGCAGGACGCAACCACAUCAUCACGGACACACUGCCCGGGCCGGAGAGCUGCGUCUAAGAACCUGUCCUGUCCAUCAUCCUGGCAUGGAAACCAAAAGACUGGCGCACAGCAGUAGCCCAAAAACACAGCCGAAUCAGAGUGACAGUGAGCAACUAACUAGUCAUGUGAAGCUGCGGUCAAGUUUUUUUAGUUAAUGUUUAUAAAGUUUAUACGUUUACUGAUUCUGCAAGAUUACCAUAUCGAAAAAUAUCUCUUAAAACAUAAAGUACAUAUAUUUUGUUUUAAAAAUAUAUCAGUAAAUUCAAGAAACAUAUUAAAAGUUAAACUUUUGUAUUUGUAAAACAACAUAUAUCAAAUUCACGAACUAAACUAUAAACAAAAUCAUUUUUUGCUUCGAAGAAACACAUUUCAUUAAUUGUAAAGCGUUUUCUAAGCUCUAUGAUCUGAUUAAUAUAAGAUUGUUUUAAACUAGAAAUGAAAUGGAUAAUAUCAUUGUCAAAUCGAAAGUUGUUUAGGUUAAAUCUGUUGUAAAAUUAAAAUAUAUGUAAGAAAGCAAAUGUUGAGUUAGAUUGAAUGUAUUGAAAUUGUGUAAGUAAUCAUCCUCAACUGGUUUUAAGCACCUUUACCAAAUUCGAACUACCAACUUGACCGCAGUUGUAUAUGGAAACCCUGUUCGACAACGUCGCUUAGAAGUAAUUACUAGAUUUAUAGAAUUAGCUAAAGUACGACUAUGUAUAUGUAUUAUGUAAUGCGUGUGUCUGUGUCUCCGUUCGUUUGUAAAUGUUUAAGCUAAGUGUAACCAUAGAUGUACUUGUAUACUACAUAUAUCCUCUGACUGCUGUAAGUCGGAGCCCCUCCCAGCUUCAGCUCCAGCUCGGGCUCAGUCCUUAAUUUAGGGAGCGACCCGACCCACAAGGUGAAACUAAUCUUCCAGGCCCUGUACCCAACGAGACGCCGUGGUGCUGGGAGCAGGCCUCUUCACGAAAGAACAUAUCCCCCGGAAAAUCCCCGGAAUAUCCCCUCCAGCCGGAGCCGCACUAUUUGAACUGCCCUCUAGCAAUCGAGAUCAAAGUCGGGCGGAGCCGGAAAAAAAAGGCAAAGUUAUAUUGGACACGUCUUGCGCCAUUGCGUGCCCAGUGCUGGUCAUUAUUUAACUUUUAAACACGCACCAAACACAGCACCAGAUUUGAAUUUAAUGGUCACAGCAGUUGCUCCCGCUCCAGCUUCAGCUUCUCCAUUGGCAUCCCCAAACACCCAACACUGCCAUCAGCAGCAAACAGCAGCGAACAGCGGCCAACAAGUGAGCAAUAAAGAAAAGUUUAGAAAAAUAUCCCAGUCCCAAUCCAGUCCCAGUCCAGACUGCCGAAUCCAGAAUACCCCGCCACCAUGCCGGAAGAUAAGCUCACGAGCGAUUGAAUGGGUAUGGAACACAAUGAACAAGAACUGGGCACGGGCACGGAUUUGUGGAUUUUGUGCGCACGAUAGCGCAAAACGAUGACAAUAAAUGGAAAAGUUUUUAAUAAGCUAAUAAAAUGAUUUAUGCGGGUCGAGCAGAGGGAUAAAAGGCACCAAGUUCCACUUCCAAAUGGCCAUUUGAUGGGUCCGCCCGAUUCCCUGAACUUCACACACCUCAUUGACGGACGUUAACCAGUCGGACCUGAGUGCACACAACGAAUGUAUUCUUGAGCAUUACGAGUAUUUAAUUAUUGCAUAUUAAAUGGGUGCCGGCACCGCUCGAAGUUUUUGGGCAGUUCAAGUGGGUGCGUAACCGCCGCCGAUCGUCCCACUUUCAUUGGCAAUUGUUAUCAAGGCAUUAGCACAUCAGAAAUGCUAUACAACUACAUAUAUCAUAGACAAGGGCUAAACGACUAUAAGUGUUCAAACGUUUGUCAUAUCAGUUGGGCAAUUCUGACUUGACCUUCUAACAAACAAAAACCAUAAUGGGAAAAUCAAAUAUCUAUGCUAAAUCAUCGAUAGCGUUUAGUGAAAUCAAUGUAAUGUCAUAAUAUUGUAUUUAAAUAUAAAAGUUAUAGCAUCCAGGCGACUUGUAAAGGAAAUCGUAAACUUCCUCCAAGUUUAUUCAUAGGCAAAGUCCCUGCUGUAGAUAUCCAAAAUCGAGUGCGAGUAGUGAAAAUUUUAAAACGAUCCCUGUAGCAUCACACCACACCCAUGUCAAGAUCCGCAGAUACUAUUUUAUGAGCCUCAGAGAGGUAAAUGAUGUACAUAACAAACAUGCAAGCCCAAGUCCCAGAAACAGACACACAAAAAGAAACACAUCAUUGUAACUGACUACAUAUGUAAAAAUGCUUAAAAUAUUUGUGAUAAAGUAAUAAUGUUAAUGAUAAGGAAUAAAACGUAAAUAUAUUAAUGAGAAUACAUUGAGUUUGAAAUUAUGCAA
Drosophila yakuba is the source of this 8603-nucleotide messenger RNA. RefSeq lists its product as uncharacterized. The record is from RefSeq and is a predicted model, not a curated record. The transcript is spliced from 18 exons. The coding region runs from base 1127 to 6262 and encodes 1711 amino acids. NCBI's taxonomy places the organism in Eukaryota, Metazoa, Arthropoda, Insecta, Diptera, Drosophilidae.